Ricinus communis (castor bean) is the source of this 2584-nucleotide messenger RNA. Its product is annotated as glycosyltransferase family 92 protein RCOM_0530710. NCBI's taxonomy places the organism in Eukaryota, Viridiplantae, Streptophyta, Magnoliopsida, Malpighiales, Euphorbiaceae. The coding region runs from base 450 to 2264 and encodes 604 amino acids. The record is from RefSeq and is a predicted model, not a curated record. The transcript has a single exon.
AAUGAACCUUUGUGUGCAAUGGAAGUUCAACACGUGAUGGACACAAGAGAGAGAGCAUUGUUAGCUGUAAAGCCAUAUGCUCCCCUUUCCUUCACUUGCUGCUCAGGUCAUUCCCAAUUCCUUUCCUACGAUGUAUUUAGAAAUAAAUAAGUUAAUCUUGAUUUGCAUGGUCACUUUUCGUAAUUAUCUGCAAAACUUUAAUUAUAAAGUAGUAUUAAUUAAUCCAUUCCCAAUUGAUUUAGUUGGAGAGUAGUAUAGUAAUCAAUUUAGGCUUCUGUUGAGUAUUAAGCAUCAGGAUUCUAUAUUAGAACGGAAUAGGAAGAAUAUUAAUGAUCAAUUCUUCAAACAGAUAUAUUUGAUUGAUUAGUAGAAGAAGAAAAAGAAGAAACGUGAAAACUCGAGAUUUGUAGUUAGAAUUUUCAGCCAUUCUUCUAACUGCGUAUUCAAACAUGAAUACUAUAGAAAAAUCCCCAUCAGCCCCUCUUCUCUAUUUGCUCUCUAUAGGGAGAUCAAGCGAAGGCGGAGGAGGAGGCGGCGACAUUAGUAAUAUAACCGAAACCAUGCGUUGCAGGGCUUCUGCAAUGGUUCUCAUUUCUUUUAUCUCCGCCUUCCUUUGCGUUUCUUUCUCUCUGUAUUUUUCUCGCAAUUCAAUUUACACCACUCAAGUUCUAUAUCCUUCUCCUAAUCUCGUUCCUCCUAACAAUGCCAUUCAAGAAAGCAUAAUCCUAAACCUAAACCAUCCUCAACGCGUUCAAGAUUCUAUUUUCACUCCUUCUGUUUCUGUUUUGUUUCCUGAUUGGGAGGUUCUUGUUAUUGUCUCUCCGGAGAUUCACUCUGAUUUUCCCUUUCUUUCUGCCCACAAUCUCACGUGUUUUUACCCUAAUAAUGCCACUUCUCCGGCUAGAUUUUCCGAAAUCUUGCCUUCAACCAACCAAACUACAUUUAAAUGUCUACUUCCCCGAAGCUCACGGCGGAGAUUGCCAUUCGUGGCGCCAGUUCUGAUGAGAUUGUUGGAGAAGGAAUUACCGAUUCCUCGGCCGUUGUCUUCGCCUCCGGAGGAAAUUUUGAGAUGGAGCAAACUUGUUUACGAGUCGUUCUCCGCCGAGAACGAUGUCGUUUUAUUUGCUAAAGGUUUAAACAACCGGCAAGGGAUCAACAGGUCUCCAAGCGAAUUACGGUGCGUGUUUAUCCAUGAGUCUGACAACAAUAUCAUCGUUAAAACGGCCGUUACCAGCUCAAUACAAGAGGUGUUUAGGUGUGAUCAUCCGGAUUUAACGGCGUUAGUUUCUGGCGUGGAAGAAGGAGAAGACCCAAUCAAACUCAAAGUAUCUCUCGAAGUUUUGGAGGUUAAGAAGGUAAUGCCAACGGUGUCGUAUUACAACCCCUGGCGUAAGAUAGCAAACCCAGAAACAAAGAAAUCACAACUAUGCGCCACUACUAUGGUUUACAACGUGGGGAAAUACUUGAGAGAAUGGGUGAUGUAUCAUUCGAAGAUUGGCAUCGAAAAGUUCAUAUUGUAUGAUAACGACAGUGAUGAUGAUUUAAGUAUUGUGGUUAAAGAGCUGAACCAACAAGGCUAUAACGUAGAGACGUUAUUAUGGUUUUGGCCCAAGACUCAAGAAGCUGUUUUUUCACAUGCUGCUUUACACGCUCGGGAUUCAUGCAAAUGGAUGAUGUACGUGGAUGUUGAUGAAUUUGUGUUUGCACCUUCGUGGGAUAACUCAUCACAGCCGUUUGAUCGUUUGUUAAAAUCUUUACUGCCGUCGUCAGGUGAAAUGAUCGGCCAAGUCUCGAUCAAGUGCAACGAAUUUGGACCGUCCAAUCAAAAGUCAAACCCAGUAGAAGGAGUGACGCAAGGGUACAACUGUAGACGGCGAGUAGAGAAUCGACACAAGUCGAUAGUGUUAUUAGAGGCCAUCCAUCGUUCAUUGCAUAAUGUGAUACACCAUUUUUCAUUAAAAGAAGAGUACAGAACGAAGCAGUUGAGUUUGGAAAGAGCAGUAGUGAACCAUUAUAAGUACCAAGCGUGGUCCGAGUUUAAAGCCAAGUUUAGGAGAAGAGUAUCUGCUUAUGUGGUAGAUUGGAUGCAAGCGAUGAACCCAGAGUCUAAGGAUAGAACGCCAGGGUUAGGGUAUGAGGCAAUUGAGCCGCCGGGAUGGGAAAAUAAGUUUUGUGAGGUUAGAGAUGAUAGGUUGAAAUUCCUAACACAAAAGUGGUUUGGUACACAAAGAGAGACAGGGUACAGGAUGGCAUGGCAAAGUUGAAAGAGUUGUACACAUGAAGGGUUUCAAGUUGAUUGGUUUUUCUAGUUUAUAUUUUAAAAAGUUAGUCAAAACUGUUUUGUUUUGAGUAGAGAUUUUCUUAAUUGAUGAAAUUCUAGGCGGCAACACAUUAAUUGGAAAUCAGUUUAGGUUUAUUUGUUGAUAAAAAUGUUAAAAAGACAAUUAACAAUGUUACAUAUAUGUUAAUCAUCCAAUACAUGUCAAAUAUAUUUACUAUAUUGGACAAUUAAAUAUGCAUUGUCUGGUCUGAAAUUCUUGUAUCCAGUAUAAGAGGAUAGGAAAAGGGAACAUCUUUCACGUUA